UAGGGGUGUGGGGAGAGGUCAAUUUUUUAUUCUCCAACCCUCAGCCAUGCCCAAAGCAGUGCCUGGAGGGAUUUGGGGAGUGGCCCUGCCUAUAUUUCUUAGCCGCAGGGUCUGUAAGGUUGGCUGGGGGAGUUAAGACCUAGCCUCCCCUCUUUCCCUAAUAUUCCCUGCCUCCACCCCAAUCUCUUCCCAAGCCUAGACCUUCUUCCACCUCUCCCACUGCCAGCCGCGCUGCCCAGUAUUAAGUCGGAGCUCCACUGGCCCUAAUUGCAGCUUUCCCGUCACCAUGGCGACAGGGCGGUGGGAUGGUGCAGGCGAGGUAGGGGAGGAAGGUGGCGGGGUAGGGGAGGGAGAAGGGCAGAAGGAGAGUCUCUGUCGAACUACAUCUCCCACAAUGCUCCCGGCUCAACUGCUCCCCGGCUCCGCCUGAGGCCCAGUGACCCCAGCCCGCCCCGGGACCCCACUUGGGACAAGGCGUGGAGCGCGGGAGCUUUGGCCUAGCUCCUUCGGCCCACAGCCUGGGACUCGGCACCCUUCACAAACCCGAAGGCCUACCAGACCCGGCCUGCAGUCUGCACCGUCCCAGCCAGGAACUAAUAUGGCCGCUGGAACCGGGUCCAGGGCCGGAGGCGCGAGGGCAGCAUGACACAUCCUUGGAUUGAGGUAGAACAAAAAUUUGUCCCAAGACCAGGAAUUGAGGAUCGGUUGAAAGAACUGGGUGGCACUCAGGAGAGCCAGAUUUCUUUCCGUGACAGCUACUAUGACACUUCAGAGCUUACUCUCAUGAAGGCUGAUCACUGGCUCCGGCAUCGUGAAGGGAGUGGAUGGGAGCUCAAGUGCCCUGGAGCAGGAGGUAACACUGGCUCCCACACUAAGUACAUGGAGCUCACAGCAGAGGCUGCCAUAGUAGCCCAGUUGUGUGAGAGGCUGGGGACUGCAGCAUUGGGCACUGAGAAUAUAUCAGAGAUGCUAGGGCGGCUGGAGCUGCAGGAAGUAGCCAGUUUUGUAACGGAGCGGAGUGUCUGGAAGCUCGCACUGUCUGGAGCUGGUAAUGAAGAGGAGCCACUUACAGUAGACCUGGAUACAGCGGACUUUGGCUAUGCAGUAGGUGAAGUGGAGGCCCUAGUUCGAGAAGAGGCUGAGGUACCAAAAGCCCUGGAGAAGAUCCACAGUCUCAGCUCCUUGCUUGGUGUUUCACAGCACGAGCAAACACCUGGCAAGCUGAUUGUAUACCUGAAGCGCUUUAGGCCUCUGGACUACCAGCGCCUAUUAGAAGUGGCCACAGGGAAGAAUGAUGAACAACAGGAGUCUGCAGCCAUAGAGCAUUAAACAGCUACAACAUGGGA
Messenger RNA from Phascolarctos cinereus (koala), 1346 nucleotides. RefSeq names its product thiamine triphosphatase (gene THTPA). Lineage: Eukaryota; Metazoa; Chordata; Mammalia; Diprotodontia; Phascolarctidae. Gene Ontology annotation, molecular function: magnesium ion binding; thiamine triphosphate phosphatase activity. The record is from RefSeq and is a predicted model, not a curated record. Gene Ontology annotation, biological process: thiamine diphosphate metabolic process; thiamine metabolic process; dephosphorylation.